GACAGCAACCCGGCCCCCGGCUCAAAAGGGUUGCCUACCCCUGUUCUAUGCAUUCCUGCAUGGCAGAAGUGGGAUUGUAUGGACCUUGGGGUUCCCCUUCCACCUCUAUGAUCAUUUAUCCGUUCUAGAGCCUGGAUGCAGACUUGUCCGAUGGACCGGUCACUGCGCAGGAGUACUUCCAGGUGAGGAACGCGCUGACCGCCUCGGAGGCGAAGAUCCAGCAGCUCAUGAAGGUGAACGUCAACCUGAGCAAUGAGCUGAAGAUCAUGCAGAAGAAGCUACAGACGCUGCAGAGCGAAAACAUGAACCUGCGCCGCCAGGCGACGAGCGGCACCUACCCAGUGUCCCCCACGUCGGAAUACCCAGAUGCCGACGGCCAUGUUUCCUUGAUCCGGCGUCCCUCCGCCCGCUGUGGCGGCGGCGGCAACCGUCCGAUGUCCAUGUACGAAACCGGGUCAGCCCAGAAGCCCUACUUGCUCCUUGAUGCCGAAGAGACGUUCGUUGCGUCACUGCUCCAGCCCUUCCCUCCGCACGCGACGAAACUAGAAAAGCAGAGCAGUUUGCAGGAGGGGGAUUACGACAACGCGGUCCCCACGCCGGAUCUGGACGAAAAGGGGCUCGGAUGGAAACCCCGCCAGCGCGGCAGUGCCUUCCGCCACGGGGAAGGGUCACUCUCCGAGGGCAAGAACCCCGAUGCCAUCUUCGCCGGCGCCGGCCUCCCUGGCACAGAGGACGUCAUACGGAAAACCGAGCAGAUCACGAAGAACAUCCAGGAACUGCUGCGGGCCGCGCAGGAGAACAAGCAUGACAGGGCCACCGCGCCCAAAAUCCGGUGCUGUUUCGGUACCCUGACGCCGACGCCGCUGACCUUCCGUCCACCAGACACCGUGUCCUGGUACUCCGGCCUCUGCCCCUGCCUCCCAGGCACUGUGGACUCCUCUUUCUCUCUUUCUCGGCUUGCGCCCCCUUCCCACCUUUUUGUGAAAAGCGCGCCACUGUGAGGCGCAGAACACUCGCCGUUAUGCAAGGAAGAUUCACGCUGCUUUUGAAGAUGGUUUUACUGGGACCUGAGUUUUCGUAUUUGGGAGACCUCCUUGCGUAACGG
Sceloporus undulatus (fence lizard) is the source of this 1105-nucleotide messenger RNA. Its product is annotated as ARF GTPase-activating protein GIT2-like. Bases 228 to 1001 code for a protein of 257 amino acids. The record is from RefSeq and is a predicted model, not a curated record. Lineage: Eukaryota; Metazoa; Chordata; Lepidosauria; Squamata; Phrynosomatidae. Gene Ontology annotation, molecular function: GTPase activator activity. Gene Ontology annotation, biological process: regulation of ARF protein signal transduction; brain development. The transcript has 5 exons.